UCCUCCCUGCCAUCAUUAGGUCGGAGGCAACAUACUAAAGAAAAAGGAAAAGUUGCAGAAAAUGAAGAUCAAUAGAAACAGCUCAAGGCUCCUCAAGCCAAGCUAUCAGACCCCAAUCCAGCCUCCUACCGACGUCUUGAUGCCUCUAAGCCCCUUCGAUACGGUCACAUUUCAGAUUCAUGUUGGCAUCUUGUUUGCCUACAGACCACCCAACCCAUCAAAUGAAGUCAUCGAGCAAGGGCUCCGUCGGGUCCUUGCUGAGUACAGAGAGUUCGCCGGCCGCCUUAUUUUCAAUGACAAUGGCCACCAGUGCAUCCUUCUCAAUGACGAGGGAAUGCGCUUCAUCGAAGCCAACUCUGACUCCCCUCUCGGUAGCUCGAUCGACAAUCCAUCUCCAUAUUACCUUGACAUGCAGCCAGAUACCACGGGCAUAGAGGAGUUGGCUCAGGUGCAGAUCACCAGGUUUACUUGUGGUUCCAUGGUGGUGGGCUUCACUGCACACCACGCAGUCGCAGAUGGGCUUGCAGUCAGCCAAUUCUUCGUAGCAUGGGGCCAAACGGUGCCAGACGGCCUCCCUGUUCAAAGUCUCCCACUGCAUGACCGCUCCAUCUUUAUCCCUCGCAACCCUCCUUUCUUUCAGUUUGAACAUAGCGAGAUUGAGUAUACGGCCUGUCUAGGAAAGGCCAAGCACCCAGAGCUACAACACACUAUCGUGAUGGAAAGGGCACACAUACCUUCUGCAUUUUUAGAGAAACUCAAGUCCAAGGUCUCUGGUGACAAUCCUUGUGAUAAGCCUUAUACUACGUUUGAGUGCCUUACUGCCCACCUUUGGAGAAAUAUCACCCGUGUCAGGAAUCUAGAAGGGGAGUUGACUACAAAAGUAAGAAUUUCAGUGAACGGUCGCUUUAGAAUGAGGAAACCUACUGUGCCCAUGAGCUACUUGGGGAAUGUGGUGUUGUGGGCUUGGCCUCGCUCUACGGUGAAAGACCUCUUGUCCAAGCCAGUGGGGCAUGCAGCUAGGCUCAUACAUGAUGCAGUGGCUCGAGUCGAUGACGACUACUUCAAGUCAUUCGUCGACUUCUCAAGCUCCAAGGAAAAGAUGGAAGGGCUGGUGCCGAGUGCGUAUGAGGAAGUGGUGGUGUUGAGCCCCGACUUGGAAGUGUCCUCCUGGUUGAGAAUCCCCUUCUAUGACAUGGACUUUGGUACAAACCCUCCUCACCUCUUUGUACCUUUGUAUUCGAGAGUAGAAGGGUUCUUGCAUAUCCUGCCUUCCUUCACUAGCAUUGGAGAUGUUGAUGUCUUUAUUUCUCUCUUGGACAAGGACAUGGGAUCCUUCAUAUUCAUAGAUGGACUUUAUUAUUUAGAUUAGGAGUACUUAUAUGUCAAACCUAAUGUAUGUUGUUAAACAUAAUGCUCUCUUUCAUCCUUUUUAUUUUCACUUGUUUAGGUAGUCUCCAUGUUGUUCUAUGGACAACUUCAGUGAAUUGUGGUGAUCAUGUGAUUUGAUAUCUUUCUUGUGUGGUUAUCAUAUGUUUCAAUUCACAACACAAUUUUGACA
This is a messenger RNA of Nymphaea colorata (pocket water lily), 1558 nucleotides long. Its product is annotated as agmatine hydroxycinnamoyltransferase 1-like. The record is from RefSeq and is a predicted model, not a curated record. Gene Ontology annotation, molecular function: acyltransferase activity, transferring groups other than amino-acyl groups. NCBI's taxonomy places the organism in Eukaryota, Viridiplantae, Streptophyta, Magnoliopsida, Nymphaeales, Nymphaeaceae. Bases 62 to 1369 code for a protein of 435 amino acids. The transcript has a single exon.